Messenger RNA from Belonocnema kinseyi, 719 nucleotides. Its product is annotated as UPF0729 protein CG18508. The transcript is spliced from 2 exons. Bases 164 to 370 code for a protein of 68 amino acids. The record is from RefSeq and is a predicted model, not a curated record. Lineage: Eukaryota; Metazoa; Arthropoda; Insecta; Hymenoptera; Cynipidae.
UCAUUGAUUUUUUCAUUCUUGUCAAGAAUAUAAAAACAGUUAAAAGAGUCGUAAAGAAAUACAAAAUUCAUUUAACAUAUUGUAAAAUUUUCCGUCGUCUAGAAAAUUUUCUGUAAAUCUUAAAACCUCCAUAAACAAGAAUCCUUCAAUCUAAAAGGAAAAAAUGGCGUGUAUUCCUUGCGUCGUGAUACCAAUAUUACUCCUCAUCUUCAGAUUUCUUAUUCAGCCGAUUCUAUUAAAAUUCUGGUAUCGCAAAAAGGAAGGUGAAGAAGGAGAGAAAAAGGAACCACCAACUUUAGUCAAAGAAUGUAAAAAUGGAGUCUGCAAAAUGGUAUGGAAGGAUGGCGACGACGUUAUGAAAGUCGAUUAAAAACAGCAAUUUCUACGAUUUUCCAAUUAUUCGACAGCAUUUAAUGAACACUUUAAUUUCAAUUUUUAACUUUCCAUUCAGAAACUCGAUUUUUCCUUAAUUGUAAAUACAAAAAAAAAUUAUAUAAAAGUCCAGCCUCAAUUAUUAUGAAUUUGAAUAAAUGGUGCGUAAAAUAUGUACCUGUAAUGUUUGAAUUCGAAAUUUUUAAACUAAUUUUGAGUUAUUUGUAUUCUAGGGUAAUUCAUUAUGUUAGAAUUUAUUUAUCUUCAGAUAUUUAUCGCAAUUGUAACUUUUUUGAGUCUACUCAAACCAUGGAAAAUUUUUUUUUUAUAAUUCCAGGAUUUCCGGG